ACGACGUUCUCCAAAGUCUGAAACUUUCUCUCUCUUUCUCCAAAAUCUGAAUCCUUUUCCUCCUCCUCCUCCUCCUCCUUCUCUCUGUAAUCUGAUUUUUGAGAUCCUUAUUCCUCUCAUCCACAAAUGGGUUUUUCAAAGCGUGGCCACAGAUUCUUCAAAUUCAGAAUCAUAAUUCUGUCCCUGUCUCCCAUCUCUGGUCAUUUCAUUAUCUGAACUGUUCAAUCCAUUCAAACUCUCUCCCUCCACAAUUAUCUUCAGCCCUGUCUCUCUUUCUGUCUCUCUCUGUCCCCCCAAAGCCCUAGGGCUCAUAAUAAUCCCACCCCUCCAAUUCAAAAGAUCUCUCAAAGCAGAGGCUUUCUUUUAGCUCUCUGCUUUUCCCUCCUCUCACCCAAAUGAUUUCCCAGAAACACUACGAGCUUUCUCAUGUCGCUGUUGAAAUGGCCUCCAUCAUGUUAAGUAUAGACUACUCGAGGCUCUUCUGGUUAUUGUUUGGCGUCUUCUGUUAUGAGAAUUACGAGGGGAAACCCCGGAUUUCCUAGUACAGUGCCCUCUCUGUUCCUUCUUCUGUUCAUAUACUUGCAAACUCUGUUUCUGAACUGAAUUUAUUAAUAUUAGGAUUUCCGUUCUUAUAUAUAUACAUAUACACACGUGAAGCAUCGGUUCGAUCAAUAUUUGUUGGUUGGGUUUUUCUGGGUUGAAGUCCCCUGCCAUGAACAAGAUGAGAUUAGGAGGCAUGGGCGUGGCUCAGAUUCAUUAUGUUGAAACAGACCCAUCUGGAAGAUAUGGAAGAUUCAGGGAUAUUCUGGGAAAAGGGGCGAUGAAGAUUGUUUACAGAGCAUUUGAUGAGGUGUUAGGAAUUGAAGUGGCUUGGAACCAAGUCAAGCUUGGAGAUGUGUUUCAUUCACCAGAUGAACUGCAACGUCUUUAUUCAGAGGUUCAUCUGCUCAAGAACCUUGAUCAUGACUCUAUCAUGACCUUCCAUGCUUCAUGGAUCGAUGUCCAUCACAGAACCUUCAACUUCAUCACUGAACUCUUCACCUCCGGCACGCUCCGAGAGUAUAGGAAGAAGUACUGUAGGGUAGAUAUUCGAGCUGUGAAGAACUGGGCUCGUCAGAUUCUUAGUGGUUUGGAAUAUUUGCACUGCCAUGAUCCUCCUGUGAUACAUAGAGACCUCAAGUGUGAUAAUAUCUUUGUCAAUGGCCACCUGGGGCAGGUCAAGAUUGGCGAUUUAGGCCUCGCCGCGAUCCUCCGGGGCUCUCAACAUGCCCACAGUGUCAUAGGCACUCCUGAAUUCAUGGCUCCAGAACUGUAUGAAGAGGAAUAUAAUGAACUAGUAGAUAUAUACUCCUUUGGGAUGUGUAUGAUUGAGAUGCUUACCUCCGAGUUUCCGUACAGCGAGUGCUCCAACCCGGCGCAAAUAUAUAAGAAAGUCACUUCAGGGAAGCUACCAGAUGCAUUUUACAGAAUCCAAGAUUUGGAAGCGCGGAGAUUUGUGGGAAAAUGUUUGGCAGAUGCAUCGAAGAGAUUGCCAGCAAAGGAACUCUUGUUGGAUCCCUUUUUAGCCACGGUCCAACUGGAAUCACCACCACCAUGCCUGCCAUCACCAAAGAUUCAAACUCACAAGUCCAAUUCCAAUUCAGGAGUCGCCAAGGUGCAUUCUACUUCCAUGGCUGAUCAAACAAAGGGCACAAACAUGACAAUAACGGGGACAAUGAAUGAAGAAGAUGACACAGUUUUCCUUAAAGUGCAAAUAUCUGACAAAACUGGACAUGUUAGGAACAUAUACUUCCCUUUCGACACCAUAAAUGACACUGCAAUGGACGUGGCCGUUGAGAUGGUUAGGGAAUUGGAAAUAAACGACUUGGAGCCAUUGGACAUAGCUCAAAUGAUAGAGGAAGAGAUAAUAGCUCUGGUUCCAACUUGGAAGGACUGGGGCACUUCUCAGUGUCCACGUCAGCACAGCUUUAGAUAUGAAGAAGAAGAAGAAGAUGAUAUUAGCAACCACCAUCCUUUUUUCUCAUCUUCCUCACGAUCAUCCUCUCAUGGUUCUCUCCCAGUGCUUAGCUUCUCUAGCAAGAACCUCUUUGGUGGGAACAAUAACCAUUUCUCACUUUCUCAGGAUUGGCUUCAAGAUGCUGCCUUUCUUGACGAUACAAGCUCAGAAAGCUCCAUGAAUUCCUUCAAGUAUGCUAACAUGAAUCAAUGCGAGGUGGUGGGCAUCGAAGAUGAGAGUGAUGAAAAUUACAAGUGCUCAAGAUUCUGUCCUGCGCAAGAGAUGGAAGCCAAUUGCAGUAAGCAGAUGAGCUAUCGAAGAACAGCAGAUUGCUGCCGGAGAUGUGGUGAUCAUCGGCCAACGAGCAUGACGAGGAUGCGGUCGUAUGUGGACGUGAGGAGCCAGCAGUUGCAGAGAUCGUUAAUGGAGGAGAUACACAAGAGAAGGAUGUUCAAGACGGUAGGGGCCAUUGAGAAUAUUGGCUUUCUGGAUCCCACAACCACAUGGAAGUCUGGUUCUUAAAGAAGCAAGGAGGAUAUGCUUCAAUUUCCACGUUGAAGCCUCAUGGAUUUUGGGAUCAUCUUCUUAUAGCUUUGGCUGGGUUUUUUUUUUCAAUACUUGUCGUCGUGCUUUGCUUUCUGGUUUCUGAUGUCCUGUUAUACACAAUAGGGGCAUUGUCUGAAUCUUCCACUUGAUUGUAAAGAACAUUAUAUAAAUAUCUGGAAAUAAGCCAUCA
Neltuma alba is the source of this 2732-nucleotide messenger RNA. RefSeq names its product probable serine/threonine-protein kinase WNK5. The record is from RefSeq and is a predicted model, not a curated record. Gene Ontology annotation, biological process: protein phosphorylation. Lineage: Eukaryota; Viridiplantae; Streptophyta; Magnoliopsida; Fabales; Fabaceae. The transcript has 7 exons. Bases 713 to 2518 code for a protein of 601 amino acids. Gene Ontology annotation, molecular function: protein kinase activity; ATP binding.